This is a messenger RNA of Misgurnus anguillicaudatus (oriental weatherfish), 1016 nucleotides long. RefSeq names its product RAB1B, member RAS oncogene family b (gene rab1bb). Gene Ontology annotation, molecular function: GTPase activity; GTP binding. Lineage: Eukaryota; Metazoa; Chordata; Actinopteri; Cypriniformes; Cobitidae. The record is from RefSeq and is a predicted model, not a curated record.
CUGUAGCUGCGCACUAUUAUCCGUCACUGCCGCACCUGCGCGGCUGUAAAACCAGAGAGUAGAGAGUGAGAAAAGCAGACUCGUUUGAUUGUACAUCAGAUCUGUAAAAGCAUCACGGCUGACCUUAUAAACAGAGUAAAAACUUAAUCCUCUUUUAACCGCGUCUUCAAGAUUAAGAAAAUACUCGCUCAGUCAGCCGGUGAACACUAGGCGACCCGGAGCGCUUUUUCCAGUCGGACAAACCAUAACAAUCUGUUUGCUGUCACAUCAUGAACCCUGAAUAUGACUACUUAUUUAAGCUGCUUCUGAUCGGAGAUUCCGGAGUUGGAAAAUCCUGCAUCCUCCUGCGAUUUGCGGAUGACACGUACACUGAGAGUUUUAUCAGCACCAUUGGAGUGGAUUUCAAAAUCCGAACUAUUGAGUUGGAUGGAAAGACUAUCAAACUACAAAUUUGGGACACUGCUGGACAGGAGAGAUUUCGCACCAUUACCUCCAGCUACUACAGGGGAGCUCACGGGAUCAUUGUUGUUUAUGAUGUUACGGACCAGGAAUCUUACAACAACGUGAAACAGUGGCUGAAGGAAAUCGAUCGGUAUGCAAGUGAGAAUGUCAACAAACUACUUGUAGGGAACAAGUGUGAUCUCACUACAAAAAAAGUUGUGGACUAUACAACAGCAAAGGAGUUUGCUGACUCUCUUGGCAUCCCUUUCCUUGAAACGAGUGCCAAAAACACCACAAACGUGGAGCAGGCGUUCAUGACCAUGGCAGAAGAAAUAAAGAAACGAAUGAGACCAGGAGCUUCGGGUGGUGCAGAGAAAACUGAUAUUAAGAUCGAUAGCACCCCUGUACAACAGUCGGGUGGAGGGUGCUGCUAGUAUAGUAACAUAUUUUCUCAGGGACUGUGAAGAUCGGAUGGGUUUCGAAGACUGGACGUUAUUGAGUGUUGUGUAGAAGUGACAAAUCUGGAUAUACAUGACUGACUGCCGCAUGGUGCUCAAUAAAGUCAAAAAUCAUUA